Molecule: messenger RNA, 4665 nt
Organism: Macrobrachium nipponense
Lineage: Eukaryota; Metazoa; Arthropoda; Malacostraca; Decapoda; Palaemonidae
Gene: Sirt6
Product: NAD-dependent protein deacetylase Sirt6-like
Exons: 8
Coding region: 732-2123 (463 amino acids)
Biological process (GO): negative regulation of transcription by RNA polymerase II
Cellular component (GO): nucleus
Molecular function (GO): transcription corepressor activity; histone H3K9 deacetylase activity, NAD-dependent; NAD+ binding
Source: RefSeq, a predicted model, not a curated record
UAUCCGGCUCACAUGUUGUAAUAGUUUGAUAAAAUAAUCUCGUGACGGUGAAUAAAUGGGUUUUCGUUAAAGUGGGCCAAUUAAAGACAUUUCUUCGAGGAUUUCAAAUGUGCGCAAUACUAUUUACCGCCGUGACAAGCGGGUGACAUUUGGGCCACGGGUAAAAUGAAUAAUGUCAGAUGACAGUUAUUUCAGUUGAAGAAUUCUACAUAACAUCAACGUAACAAAAUACACUGUGGAUGAAUUACUUGACGAUUUUAUUUUCCAGAUGCAGGAGCAAGAGCCAUAGGGCGUAUACGAGUUGCCAAAACCACCAGGAUGUCACUUGAGAACUUAGUAAUUACUCUCAAUGACUUUUGGCUGUGUUGGUGCCAGCGCACAUCAGAAGGCAAUGGGAGCGCUUUUGGAAUCGGGUCGAGAAUACGUCCCUUACCGAAUCAACACCGCCAUCUGAAACAUGCCCACGUCGUCUAGAGCCCCGCUGGACCACCAAACUCCCGAAGUGAAUAAACGACGGGAGAGCUUGAAAUAAUGAUGUUCCGACUUUAAAAAACAUUAAUUUAUAAUUUUUCCUAAAUGAAUAAAUAAAUUUCGACCGUUUUCGUCGUUUCUAUCCAAUUUUUAAAUGCCAUUUUUAUGACUCGCCCACGACGCUCGGCGAUUUCGGACGCCGCCGUGUUGUUGACAAUGGUGCCGCUCGCCGACCUCAGUUGAAGGAAUAACUCUAGAAAAUGUCUUGUAACUAUGCCGAGGGCCUCAGCAAGUACGAAAAUAAAGGGAAAUUGGGAUUACCCGAAAAAUUCGAUACCCCAGAAGAUGUAACUCGGAAGGUGCGGUUAUUGGCCGAAUGGGUGAAAGAUUCAAAACAUACAGUUUUUCAUACUGGUGCUGGCAUCAGCACUUCAGCCGGCAUACCAGAUUUUAGGGGCCCCAAAGGUGUUUGGACGCUAGAAAAACAAGGGUUGAAGCCAGAAAUUAAUAUAUCAUGGGACAAUGCACGACCAACACUUACGCACAUGGCGAUUUUAUCUAUGGAACGCGCUGGGCAUGUACAAUAUGUAGUGACACAAAAUAUUGAUGGACUCCACUUACGCUCUGGUCUCCAGCGUCAAAAAUUAGCUGAACUUCAUGGGAAUAUGUUUGUGGAUAAAUGCAAUUAUUGUCAGAGGCAAUUUGUCCGUAGCACAGCAGUUACCACCGUAGGCCAGAAAUCUGAAGGAUUAACUUGUCCAGGAAAACGACCAAAUGGCAGGUUUUGUCGUGGCAGACUGCACGACACCAUUUUAGACUGGGAGGAUGCCUUGCCUGAUGAUGACUUAGACCUUGCUAUAUCUCAUUCAUGUGCAGCAGAAUUAAGCAUUUGUUUAGGUACGACACUUCAGAUAGUCCCUAGUGGCAAUCUGCCUGUCGACACAAAGAAACGUGGAGGAAAACUUGUUAUAUGCAACCUCCAGCCGACCAAGCAGGAUAGACACGCUGACCUCAUCAUUAAUGCGUAUGUGGAUGACGUUAUGAAACAGCUCUUGGAAUUCAUAGGUGUUGAGCUAUUACCUUAUAAUCCAGACGAUGACCCAACAAAGAUAACUAAGCUGCUGGUGACGAACUACAGCAGUACUCAAGAUUCAUUGGCAGAAGAGGAGGAGAAAGAAGGUGAUCGCAGUGGUAGUAGUUAUAUUGAGCCAAUUGAGUGGACCAUACAAGAGAGUUGGGUCAGAGAUAAAGAUUUGGCAGAUAAGGUAAAAAGUAGGAAAGUAAUUAGAAAUAAGAGGCCAAACAAAAAUGAAGACGACAAGAGUUCGAUUGGGAGAAAGAAGAUUAAAACCGAUAUCGACAACAAUGCGCAAGUGGAUGAUUCAGAUAGUCUCCUGAAUGGCGAAGAAGAAAAGGUCGACAUUAAGGACAUAAAAGAAUCUGUGAAAGAAGAAGUGAAUCGCACAAUUGGAGAGUUGAAUGGUGUGGAAGACAUUAAGGGUGAAUGCAAAAAUGGGGAAACUAGGAUUAUAGUUUGUGAUUUAAAAAGUGCACUGAAGGAAGAAUGUCCACCUCUCUUGGAGAAAGUUACGGAAGGAGUAGAGGUGAAAGAGGAGAGAGAAAGACUGACAGUGGAAGCUCCAGUUGUUUAGGGUAGGAAUGUGUCUCAUUAUCUCGAGCAUCACAUUGUAUUCUCAUGUUAGGUCCUGUCAUAUUUUUGCAGGUUAUAACAUAUGGGUAGUGCCAACACAUUACGAAAAAAUGCCACAUUCCUCUCUCAUUUAUUCUCAUAAUUUCUUUAUAAAUGUCCUCAUUUUCAUGAAUCUCACUUUGCCAUGAAGGGACUCCAUUACUCAUCUGUCAUUAUCGGGUUUAUUAGUAGUUGUCAGUAAGGACUUGUAGAUAUUUUAUAUGUUGUAUUUAUAUCUAGUCUACUGUGAAUCUUGCUGAAGUUUUUAAUCAUCACUGCUGUUUGAUACAGGGCAGCUUAGUAGUACUUAAUUUUCCUUUGGUACAUAAUACAGUAUGUACUUCUCUUUAUAUUUAAUUUAUUUAGAAGCAAAGUUUACCACAAAUCACCAAUAUCAAAGUGAGUAGGGGAAAGUACAUCAAUCAUAAGUAUUUUUUACUCAACACCUAACCACGUGCAUUUAUAUUAGCCAGAAUUUGCUGUGACAAAUAUUUUGUUACCUCUGAUCUUUGGAGCACUGCUGUUAAUCCUCCAAGAGCAUUUAUAUACUCAUUGCUAGAGGUAGAGAUAGCUAAUUCUCUGGCAUUUAUUCUCCAUGGUAUAGGUGUUGCUGCUAAGAACCCUAAGCUUUUCACUAAUGGUUCAUGAGGAUUACUUGUUGCCAGAAUUUCUGGGGAGUUACUUUUCAUAGCGGACUAAUAGCACUGACAUAAUGGUGUUGUAGAUCAAUUAUUGAAAUAAUGUCUAGUCUAAAGUAGGCACUCUUCCUAAACAUGUUGUACCGAAGCAUCGAGCGGUACUUUAGUGUGUAAAGGUUGGUCAUUGGUUUCCUGGUGCCUGACAUGUUGUAUGUUACACCAGAGAGAAGGUUUAUUACAUAACACUCGUUCAUUCUAACAGUGAUACUUUCCUCCAUACUAGUGAACUGCUCAUAUAACUGGCAAGUUGACGACUAUCAAUUAUUGCUUUGAAGUAUGUUGAUGAGACCACUUAAUUACUUUUGAAGACUCGUGCAGAUUGCCCAAAGAAUGUUAUUUUAAACUAAAGAGGUGAAAAUUGAAGUUAAAGAAGCUAGACAGCUGUUUAGAAAGAGACCACAAGAAAGAAGGUAUGGAGAUGGUCUUUUCUUGUCUGCAUUUUAGGUAGGAGAAAAAUGAGUAGUAUUUGAUAAGUAAAUGACUGGUUCAGUUUUUAAUUAAAGAUAUAUCCCAUUCAUUUCCUGUAAGGCACAAUUGUUUUGUAUCAAAGACUUACUACCUACAUAUGUUAAGGAUGUGUUACCAUGUAAAUCUUAAUUAUUGUCUAGGUAAGGUCCUUUUUUUUUUGGUUAUUCAGUAGUUUACAACGAAGUAUAUAUUAACACAACAUUGUAUGUGCAAUUACAGCUUUUUUCAUGCCAUGUAUACAGUACUAAGCUUCCAAGGCACAAAAUUACAUUUUGGUAAUAUCCAUUUUUCAAGGUUUUGCUGUUUUUCUGUUUAUUUUUUACUGGGCUGCUUUCCCUGGUGGGGUCCUGGGGAUUGUAGCAUUCUGCUUUUCCAACAUGGGUUGCUGCUUGGCUCCUGUUAAUAAUAAUAAUAAUGGUAAUUGCAGAAGUAAAUUAAUAUAUGUAAAUUUGAGGGUGUGUAGGGAAAUUAAAUAUUUUUCACCAUCAUGCUGGACUAACAAAAUAUUUUAGAGUUUGAAAUUUGGUAAUUAAGAUAUGAUAAAGGAAGGCUUGAUUAACUGUAAAAAUGGUAUCGUUACUUUUAAAAAGGGUCUCUUCUUCUGCUGGAUGUCCAAUACCCACAUUAUACACAUCCAGGAUUGAAUGACCUCCUGGAGGAAAAGGUUAGGUUAGAUGUGAUUAUCUUGGAAGGUAAAUGGCACGUCCCCAUUUAAUGCAGUAGCUCCUACGUCCAGCCAGACCUUGAAACUCUAGGUCAGGUCUUUGUUUAUGUAAUGAUUGAUGUGUUUCUCUGAGUAAAGUAGCCAGUGUGGAGAAGGGUAAGCUCGAUGCUGAAUGUUCAUUGUGGACAUACUAGCAGUUGCAUUUCCAUGGAGGAGUAUAGGAAUAAAAAAAGCUUGUGAAUGGGAAGCAAUAUUUUCCAAUACAUACACCAAGGAGGGAUUUUCAAUGCAUUCAUUGUGGUAGGUCACUUUCAUGUUCUAGUGAAAAAUAUGAGGUAGCUAAAGCACAAGCAACACAUCAUUGUUGUGUACCAAUCUUACAGUCCAGUGUUUGUUUAUUUUGUAUUAUAAUACGAACGUAAACUCUACCCUUUACCUUUUUUUAAUCUUGACUUGCCUCUGGUAAUUCAAAUCUGAUGGCCACUUUUGUAUAAUUUUUAUUCAGCAUUGUAUACCAGUCAAUCACUUGUGGACAUUACCACCCGCCAGUUUUAAGAAUUCAGACAUGAGAAAAACUGGAGAGAACAUCCAUCCUUUUUGCUGUGAUUGUGGUUGCUAUUGAUGAUAAGGGAUUUACUUCUGCCAUCUUCAUAGUAAAAAAAAAAAAAAAAAAA